UCAGGGCGAGGCGUGGAAGGCAUUUGUAUGUCCUUCAGCAUGAUUCUGUGGACAACUUCUGGCAGAUGUUGAUCAGGGAGUUGAACUGAAGACCUGAAGAUUUCUAGAGAGGUGUUCUCCUAGAUGGCACAGAAACUUCUCAGACCAUUCAUGUUCCUCCGCAUCAAGCAUCUCUCAGUGCCAUUUCAUUCCCAAUCGUCACUGCUGCUGUGCCGGGUUUCAGCUGUGCCAUGCAAUGUCACCUGGUGUGGGCCCCUUUCCUUCACUACCACACCUGCAGCAAGAAGGACUUUUUCCACCACUCAGGUCUUCAGGCACACCUUUAACAUCCAAGAUGGGGAUGACUUCCAAGACAGAGUUCUGAAAAGUCAGAAGCCAGUGGUGAUUGAUUUCCAUGCCCAGUGGUGUGGUCCCUGCAAGAUUCUGGGCCCUAGACUAGAAAAGAUGGUGGCCAAGCACCAAGGGAAAGUGCUUAUGGCAAAAGUGGACAUUGACGACCACACAGAUCUAGCCCUUGAAUAUGAGGUUUCCGCAGUGCCCACAGUCCUGGCUAUGAAGAAUGGGGAUGUGGUGGACAAGUUUGUGGGGAUAAAAGAUGAAGAUCAGCUGGAAGCCUUCCUCAAGAAGCUUAUUGGGCCCUGAACAACUAAAGACAACUGAGUGACAUGCACCAAGGCCUCCUGCAUUUCUCCCUUUAAAAAUAGAAUUCCUUUCCUUGGACAGAAGUGAGGGGAAAUUGUGAGCUGUCUUCUAAGAGAAGGACUAAUGUGUGAUUUUGGAGGGACUGGACAGUGCCAUUCUUUUUUCCCCCUUCUCCUUGAGGGCAACAGUAGGUUUGAUGGGGAACUGAUCACUCUGUAAUGAAAGCAGAAGAAAGAGCUCACUGGCUGAUAGCUAAAAAUCAGUGACAAGAAAUACAGGACUGCUAAUAACAGAUCAGAGAAGCUUCCUUUAGCCACCUGGUCCAUUCCAGACCCAGGGUAGUGAAUAAUAGCUGCCAAUGAAAGGGCGGCUAACUUAGUUUUAAAAUCAGCCUCAUCUUUCCAGUCACUGUUGUCUUCCCUCUUUAUCUGGUGAUAGUUUUUAAAUCAUACGCAGUUCUUUGGCUGCUGCCCCAAACCCUCCUGCUGCUGUUUAUAAACUGAAUGAAGAGGAACAUUGUUUGGAGUCUUAUUUUUGUAUGUGUAUGUCGGGGGGGGGGGGGUUAAUCAGUAAUAAAGUCAGCUUUAUGCAAAAGGAUUUUGCAGUACCUUCGAGACUAACACAGAGAGAAAGAAGUUGGUAACAUAAGCUUUCAUGGACUAAGUCUACUUCCUCAGAUGCAUUUGAUCCCUAUAACAUCCAGAAUAACAUGUCUUUGAAACUGAGCUUUAGUAAUUACUUCAUUCCCCUUUGGUAUAGCAUUGUUUGUGACUUGAGCAAUAGUGUAUGUCUCUUCAGUAGCAAAACCAAAACUCUUCAACUUGUCUUUGGAGGUGUGGGUUUGAAUAGGGCAAGGGUGGGCAACUGUGGCUCUCCAGAAAGGUAUUCACACUGCACAUAUCAGUUUGAUAUCACAGCAUUUAUCAUGGUUCACUGAAAGACUUGGAAUUGUCUAGUACACACCCUUGAGCCUAAUGUUCUAACAUUAGAACAUGUAGAAUUUCAAGUCUAGGAUUCCAGAGGCUAGAUCAUGUUCAUGUAGUAUUGUCAUGCCACAGUUGUGUAGAGUAGAUACACCCGAGAUGUCAAUGGAGUCCAAUUCCCUUGCUUGGCUGUGCUGGCAAGGAUUAAUGGGAAUUGCAGUCCAGCAGACUAUAGAGAGUCAUAGCUGUCCAUUUCUGGAAAGGCAAUGAAGAUUUUACCCAAGGUACCUGUCUGGACUACUGAAAUGAUGCUUUGCAUCACAAUAAAUAUGUCAGAAUUGACAGUUUCUUGUCAUUUAAUGGUACAAGCUUCUCCUGCCGAAGGUGGCCUGAUUUACCCUAACAUUACAGGUAGGGGCAGACCUAGAGGUACUAAGUGAAAUUAGAAGUUUGCUUCUUCAAUGGAUGGAACAAAAAUACUUUCCUUUUGGAACUCUUUGAUGAGGGCUGAUACAUGAGCCAGCAGUAUAACCAUGACUACAAACAUACUAGUCAAGUUUAUAUAAAAUAAAAACAUUGAUGAUUAAAGCAAGACACUAAAGGAGAUCCAAGCAUUCUCCCUUUUUUUAAAAGAAUGACCCUAGGGGUUAAGGCAGUCUCAUAGAAGGAGGAUUCCAAGUUCUCCACUUAAACUAGAACAUAUUUUCUGCAAAAAUAGGAAUGACAAUCUUUCCCCAAGGCAGAUGGCACAAUGAAUGCUUGUAUUAUAAAAUGGCUGCUGCUGGAGAGAGAAGCUGCACUAACUAAUCAAGUCUGAACCAGAGAAGUUAUUCAAAAUCUCUGUUGCAUUGACCUGAGGACAUAGUUUGGGCUGGAACAGUUUUAUAGAUUGCUAAUCCAUCUGUGAUCAGAAUAUUCACAAAAAUGGCAAUAGGUGUGGUUUUAUAUGGGCAGAAAUGGGGCAAAUUAUAUCUCCAUGGGGAUAGAGUUCAGAGACAUAGGACUGUAUCACACAGAGAAAAUCAAGGAAAAGAGGGUUUAAACAGACUUUAGCUUGCGCAAAGGGAUCUUGUGUAGCACCUUUGAGGCUUACUAUGCAAAAGAAGUUGCAGUAUAUGCUUUCUUUUUGUAGACUUGGUUCACUCCAUGCAUCUGAGGAAAUAGACCAAACUAACUGCUUUGGGUCCCAAUCUUGGGAAAGCAGAAUAAAAAUAAAUAAAUAAAUAAUAAUAAUAAUAUGAAAGUUUGUGCUACUCCUUUGCAGAGUCUCAAAGGUGCUGCAAGAUGCCUUUAUACCUCUCCAGUUGGAAUACAACUACCAUCAGUACCAGCCAGGGAAAAUAAUGGUAAAGGAUGAUAAGAGCUAUUGACUAGGAACACAAGUUGCCUACAUCUGUUUUCAGAACAGCCACCUAUGACUGCCACAACUUUUUGGAACUCAGUUUAACAUAGCUAUUUGUUACCAAAAGAGUUUCAGGAGCACAGCCAAAACAUACCACAGUCUGUUCUGUGUUGCUGUGGGAUUUUGUUUUGUAUUUGUGCCUUAUAGUUUUGUAUGGCAUUUCUUUUUUGGAACUAUUUGAAAUGCCAUCUGCUCUUUAGAAAGGUUCAAACCAUAAUCGCGUUGUGAGGGAGUUAUAUUGCUGGUUGAUUUUAAUCCGUACCUUUAGGUUGUAAAAUCAUGUAACCUUUAGACUAUGACUACUGAGUUUAUUUGUUCUCACCUGUAAUUUAAAGUGACUCCUCCCUGCUAA
Molecule: messenger RNA, 3319 nt
Organism: Sceloporus undulatus (fence lizard)
Lineage: Eukaryota; Metazoa; Chordata; Lepidosauria; Squamata; Phrynosomatidae
Gene: TXN2
Product: thioredoxin 2
Exons: 5
Coding region: 124-642 (172 amino acids)
Biological process (GO): cell redox homeostasis
Cellular component (GO): mitochondrion
Molecular function (GO): protein-disulfide reductase activity
Source: RefSeq, a predicted model, not a curated record